Cetraspora pellucida is the source of this 254-nucleotide messenger RNA. The record is from the annotation of a GenBank genome assembly. NCBI's taxonomy places the organism in Eukaryota, Fungi, Glomeromycota, Glomeromycetes, Diversisporales, Gigasporaceae.
AAAUAGUCUUACAUGUUGUGGCCCACAAUCAGCGAGAAAUUCCAAUUGAAGGAACACCAAUUGACUUUAUGAAUCUUUAUUGUGAUGCUUGGAAUGUUGACCCAUCACAGCGUCCUACCAUUUCUGAAAUCCGUAAUAAGCUAGAUAAUAUAGGAACAGAAGCUGUUGACAGUGUUCACUACAAUGAACACAAUAAACAUAAUAUUAAUAUUAGUAAUGAUAAGGUCAUAGAAAACGUGAUUUCAAUUGGUUAG